Messenger RNA from Plectropomus leopardus (leopard coralgrouper), 3624 nucleotides. RefSeq names its product sodium/myo-inositol cotransporter-like. Gene Ontology annotation, cellular component: plasma membrane. Gene Ontology annotation, molecular function: D-glucose:sodium symporter activity. Gene Ontology annotation, biological process: inositol metabolic process; myo-inositol transport; transmembrane transport. NCBI's taxonomy places the organism in Eukaryota, Metazoa, Chordata, Actinopteri, Perciformes, Serranidae. The record is from RefSeq and is a predicted model, not a curated record.
AGAUGAUAACUGCAAAAGAGGAUUUUGUUGUCCCAGCUGAAUGCCACAGUUUAAAAGCAUAAAGACAGAUUAAAGCAAGAAUCUGUGGAUUUAAAUCUGUAAAAAUUUCAGGGUAUUUUUCUGCACUUGCAUUUCAUAUGUAGUCAUAAAUAAAUUUAAAGUGCUAAGAUAUAAAACAGUGCUACUCUUGAAAGAAGACGCAGCAAUUAGUUUUGUUCUGUUAAAGAGCUAAAAAAUAGUGCUCAAGCAUGGCUGCCACCGCUAUCAUGGAGGUGGCAGACAUCACCGUUGUAGUAAUCUACUUCAUCCUGGUGCUAGCAGUCGGUUUCUUCGCCAUGUGGAAAGCCAAGAGCACAGUGAGCGGCUACUUCCUUGCUGGUCGCUCCAUGAACUGGGCGCCUGUUGGAGCAUCUCUAUUCGUCAGCAACAUAGGAAGCCAACAUUUCAUUGGACUAGCUGGAUCAGGUGCUGCUGGCGGGUUAAGCGUGGCUGCAUGGGAAUUAUAUGUAAUUUUUUUGAUCCAGUUGUUAGGCUGGAUAUUUAUCCCCGUGUACAUUCAGUCUGGAGUCUACACCAUGCCGGAGUACCUGUCCAAACGGUUUGGAGGUUACCGACUAAAAGUGUAUUUUGCAGUGUUGUCUCUUGUCCUGUAUGUCUUCACCAAGUUGUCCACAAAUCUUUAUGCCGGAGCGUUGUUCAUUCAGGAGUCCUUUGGGUGGAACCUCUAUCUGUCAAUCAUCAUCCUCAUCACCAUGACAGCUGUACUGACAGUCACUGGAGGUCUGGUCGCUGUCAUCUACACGGAUACGAUUCAGGCAUUCCUCAUGAUCACCGGAGCACUCUGCCUAACAGGCAUCAGCCUCUUCAAAGUGGGAGGACUUGAAGGAGUUUGGACCAAGUACAUGCAGGCUACUCCAAACAUCACUGCCAUCUUGCUGUCUUCACCCAACCUGACAUAUUCUGAAUCCUGUCACUUCCACCUCCAACCAAAGCCAGAUGCUCUGAAGAUAUUUCGAGGACCGAGGGAUCCAGACCUACCUUGGCCCGCUUUCUUAUUGGGCCAGACUCCAGCAUCUAUUUGGUACUGGUGUACAGAUCAGGUGAUUGUACAGCGGGUUUUGGCAGCAAAGAACAUUGCCCAUGCCAAAGGCUCUACACUCAUGGCUGGCUUUCUGAAAAUCCUCCCCAUGUUCAUCAUUGUCAUCCCAGGAAUGAUUUCCAGGAUCUUCUUUGCUGAUGAGUUAGUGUGUAUCAGUCCUGAGCACUGCGUGGAAGUGUGCGGUUCUGCAAGUGGCUGUAGCAACGUGGCUUACCCACGGCUCGUCAUGUCAGUGAUGCCCGUUGGUCUCCGCGGCCUGAUGAUGGCUGUCAUGAUCGCUGCUCUAAUGAGCGACUUGGACUCCAUCUUCAAUUCAGCGAGCACCAUAUUCACGCUGGAUAUUUACAAGAUGCUACGAAAGAAGGCUUCAUCCAGGGAGCAGGUGAUAGUCGGCAGGUUGUUUAUGAUUGUCAUGGUGAUCAUCAGCAUUGCCUGGGUGCCGGUCUUCAUUGAAAUGCAGGGAGGCCAGAUGUUUUAUUACCUCCAAGAAGUAAUACAUAACCUGACUCCACCCAUAGCUGCUCUCUUCCUGCUUGGUGUCCUGUGGCAUCGCUGUAAUGAGACAGGUGCCUUUUGGGGAGGCUUGGUAGGGAUUGUGCUUGGCGCAUUGCGUCUCAUUUUGGCAUUUGUAUACCGCGAGCCUCACUGUAACCAGCCCGAUGAGCGGCCGUCUUUCAUCAAAGAUGUUCAUUUCAUGUAUGUGGCAGCCGUCUUGUUUUGGGUGUCAGCUUUGGUGACUGUUGUUGUGAGUCUCUGCACUCCUCCGCCCAGGAAAGAGCAGAUCAAAACCACAACUCUGUGGGGGUUAAACAAGAGAAAGAGGCUAAAAGAGCAAGAAAAAGAGAAAGCUGGAGGUGAUAUCCUUGCUUUGAAGCCUUUGAAUCAUGAGAUCCUGAAUGGAAACGGUUUGCUUCAUGAAGAAAACUGUCAAGACCUCUCAAACAAGUUCAAAGUUGUUGAGGCCAAUCAUGAAAAUGCUCAAUUAAGCUCAUCAAUUUCUGACCCUGAAACUGUGGAAGAGGGAGAAGGGAGAGAGGUAAGGGAUGAGGAGGAAGAGAAGGGUUGCCUUGGAGGAGGAGGAGUGGAGGGUGGGAGGUGUAUGAGGGCUUUGGAGUGUUUCUGCGGCUUCCAGGAGAAACCGUCUGAAGCUCAGGUCAAAGUCCAAGAACAGGAGAGGAACAUGGAUGAGCUUCUCCAUGAACCUCCACGAAUCAGAAUCAUCCUGAACAUAGGACUGGUUGUGAUUUGCUCUGUCACAAUCUUUAUCCUUAUCUAUUUUUCCUUAUAGGCUCGUAUAAUUCCAAUAUGUAUGUCCGUAAUUUACCAGGAGCAAUGUUCUUCUGGUAUGUUUUAUCUUAAGGUUUAGUUUAAAAGACUGCAUGCAACACUUUGAUGGUAACUGUCAAGGGUUUAGCAUGCUUCCAACAAAGUGGCAUCUCUUAAUAUUCACACAUUGGUGGGGGAUGAUAAGUCUAUUCUAUGCUAGAUUGUCAAAUUAUUCAUUCCAAAUUACAUAUUAAUAAGUUGUAUUUUUCAAUGUGGCUAUUUUUUUUUCAUUAAAGUUUAAUUUGCUGUAAGAUGCUUAAAUAGGUUCAAUGUGGAAGUCAUUUAUGAAGAUGUCUGACAUUUGAUAUUAGCUCUUGCUUCCUGAUUUUCUUGUAUGAUAUGAUUUAUCUUUCUCUACGAUCUAUCACAGAAGUAGUAACUGCUGAACUUGGCACCAUUCUUCACUAUCUUUAUGUCAAACAUGUAGCCAAACAGGCUGUUCUUGUCAACGUAAAGUUCCCAUCGAACAGCUAACCAAAUGCUAUUUGCUUUCACAUAUUUACAUGUGUACUGUAAGGUCAAGAAGCUAAGCAGUGUCUUGUCACAAAUAUCAGUUGGUAUUCACAGUUAACAGUGGUGUUAAAUUUAUGGUCAAAUAAUUUGUUUUGUUGUUGUUCUAGCUUCUGGAUUUACUUGCAUAGUAUGCGAGCCACUUAAUAUGUGCUUGGCUUUUACGCUGUUUUUUAUAGACGUGCAGAUUUUAAGAUCAUUCCUCUCAACUCUAGUAAAGCUGUAUAUAUGCAAUACUUCAAUGGAUAAAAAAUUCAGAAUAGAAAGAGCCAUAAUUGACCUUCAUUGUGGGUCGAGGUGUCCUGUCAGCAGUUGUACAGACGUCUCUGUGGAUUUUUUUUUUUUUAUGCUGCAAUGCCAUGCCUGCAAAAUAAUUUGUGAGAUAACUAUAAGUAACAUAGUCUGUGAUAUAUUUAGUAGUUAUCUUUACAGUUGCAAUUAUUUGCAAUUUAAGAUUUAUUUUAGAAAUUGCACCCGUUUUCAUUUGCAUGUACUGCUAUUUAGUUCUCUACUGGAAAUUUAAAUGUAAGCUAUGAUAAAAUACAGCUCAAGAGGCUUUCUAGAAAAAAAAUGACAGUAAAACCUUUUGCCUCAAAGCAGAUGACCUGAAGCAAGGACACAAAAUGUCACAGCAGGUCAUUGUAUGCAAAGCAGACUUCACAUUCUCCAGUAAAGGCACCACAACAAGU